Molecule: messenger RNA, 7040 nt
Organism: Eriocheir sinensis (Chinese mitten crab)
Lineage: Eukaryota; Metazoa; Arthropoda; Malacostraca; Decapoda; Varunidae
Product: neuroglian-like
Exons: 21
Coding region: 79-3864 (1261 amino acids)
Biological process (GO): cell-cell adhesion
Molecular function (GO): protein binding
Source: RefSeq, a predicted model, not a curated record
UACGUGCUUCCAGCCCUCUCGCGGACACCUUUCUGCUCCCCGGCGCCGCAGCUAACGCAGGCCAGGUGCGGCGACAGGAUGCUGGAGACGCGGUUAUGGGCGGUGCGGGCGGUGAUGGUGGUGGCGCUGGUGGGGGCGGCGUGCGAAGCGGUCAUCAAGAACCCGCCCAUGAUGACCAAGCAACCGCCGCCCAACGACGAGAUCCUCUUCCACGUGGCCUCGAGGCAGGACGAGAACGACAAGCCAUUCCUCAUCGAGUGCGAGGCCGAGGGGGAACCCGCGCCCAGGUAUGCAUGGAUCAAGAACGGAAAGGAGUUUAACUGGCAGACCUACGACAACCGUAUCUCCCAGCAGCCGGGGCGAGGCACCCUGGUCAUCACCUCCCCCAGGGAUGAAGAUCUUGGCCAGUACCAGUGUUUUGCCACCAAUGAGCUCGGCACGGCUACAUCCAACUCUGUGUUUGUUCGCAAGUCUGAACUGAACAGCUUCAAAAAUCAGGACCCUCAGACAGAGGAGGUCAACGAGGGUGAUCCAGUUUCCCUCAGCUGCCAGCCCCCGGACGGCUACCCCAAACCCUCUGUUUACUGGAUGAUUCAGGAUGACCAAGGAGCGCUUCGUAGCAUCAACUCCUCCAGGAUGACAGUUGACCCUGAGGGCACUCUGUGGUUCUCCAAUGUGACCCGCUUUGAUGAAUCCAAUGACUUCACAUAUGCCUGCUCUGCAACCUCUGCGUUCCGUAAUGAGUACAAACUAGGAAAUCGUGUGUACCUGCGUGUGUUGCAGACAGGAAGUACAGCCGUCCAGACCAAAAAUGAACCUGAGGAACAGUUUAAGUCCCGCAGAAAUACUGUCAUCCUUAAGGGCAGGACACUACAACUUUGGUGCAUCUUCAGUGGAACUCCCCUCCCAGAGAUGCGGUGGAAGAAGAGCAACAGCACCCACUUUCCACAUGAACGAGUGGACUAUGAGAAUUAUGGCAAGACUUUAGUCAUCCACUAUGUUGAUUUUGAGGAUGAGGGAAAUUAUGAGUGUGAGGCGAGUAAUGGAGUUGGUGUGGCCAAGUCUUACUCCAUGAACGUUGAGGUGCAAGCCAUCCCAUACUUCGAAGUGGAGCCUGAAGUGGCCAACAAGGCAGAGGGAGAGACAGCCGAGUUCCACUGCAAGGCCUCGGGUAAGCCUCCCCCAAAGCAGUACUGGAUCUACAACGGCAUGCCCAUCACUGAGUCGCCGCUCAACGAACGCCGCAUCGUGGAACCAGAGAGGAUCAUCAUCUACAACCUGACCAAAGCAGACACUGGCAACUACGGCUGUAACGCCACCAAUGAGCACGGUUAUGUCUACAAGGAUGUCUACGUCAAUGUUCUGGCUCUACCCCCAGAAAUCCGGUUACCCCCAAGUGAUGUUCUGUCAGUGGAUGGGCAGCAGGUGAACAUGACCUGCCGAGUGUUUGGCGCCCCCAAGCCCCGCAUCACUUGGAUCAGAGACAACUUAGAGUUGACUGGAGGCCGGUUUCAAGUUACGAGUGAAGGAGACCUGGUUAUAGACGAUGUGUCCUUCACGGAUGCUGGGAGGUAUACCUGCUAUGCAGAGAAUAAGUUUGGAAAACAGCAAGCAGAUGGUUCGCUGAUUGUUAAGGAGAGAACAAAGAUCACUGAUGCACCGCAGGACUAUGAGGUAGCAGCCGGGCAAACUGCCACCUUCAGGUGUAAUGCUGUGACUGACAAUGACUUGGAUUUGAGCAUUCAGUGGCUGACUGAUGGCAAGCUCAUUGACUUUGAGCAGGAACCUCGAUUCGUGCAGCAGUCUGACUUCUCACUGAGCAUCACCAAAACAACAGAACUUGACUCUGGGAAGUACACGUGUGUGGCGUCCACUGAUCUGGAUGAAGUCUCUUCCACGGCCACACUCAUUGUUCAAGAUGUGCCUAACCCACCCCAGCUCCUGAAGGUGACCUGCAACAUUAGAGAUGCCAGUGUUGAAUGGCAGCCAAUGGGUGACAAUCGUGCUCCUAUCCUGGGCUACAUCAUCCAGUACAACACCAGUUUCACGCCAGAUACAUGGGAAAGUGCCUUUGACUCCGUCCCAGCCACCAGCACAGAGUUUACUAUCAACCUAAGCCCUUGGGCAAACUAUACAUUCCGGGUAAUUGCCCGCAACAAGAUCGGUCCCUCCCGCCCCUCCGACCACUCUGACAUGUGUACAACUUUGCAUGAUGUUCCUUACAAGAAUCCAGAUGGUGUGGAGGGCAAGGGGUCAGACCCUACCAACCUGGUCAUCAAGUGGUCGCCAAUGCCAGAAAUUGAGCACAAUGGCCCAGGCUUCAAGUAUCGCGUGUACUGGAAACGAGAAGAUGCAGACAAUGCAAGAUGGAAGACGGAGGAUGUUGUGGACUGGGAGCAGGAUCACUUCGUGGUUCCUAAUCAGCCAACCUUCAAGCCCUACAGACUCAAGGUGGAGGCUCACAACGACCGAGGAGAGGCAAAUGUUGCUGCUCCUGAAAUCCAAGGCUGGUCAGGGGAAGCAGUGCCAACCCAGGCACCACUUAACCUGACGCUGCUGGAGCUGAAGGACGCCACCACUGCCCUGCUGUCCUGGGAGCCCGUCUCCAACGACUCCAUUAAUGGCCACUUCAAGGGAUACAAGAUCCAGACAUGGACUGAAAAGGAAAGCGUUGAGAAGGCUCGAGACAUCAUUGUGGAAAAUAACUACGAGCCCACGGCCCUUGUCACCUCGUUUGUGCCCUACUCAAAGAACUUUGUGCGUGUCUUGGUGUUCAAUGGGGCAUACGAUGGACCACCUAGCCAAGAGAUCAACUUUGUCACUCCUGAAGGAAAGCCAGGCCCUGUGGACUCCUUAGAUGCCAUCCCACUGGGUUCAUCAGCAUUCUAUCUCAUUUGGAAGAAACCCAAGCAGCCCAAUGGUAUCUUGACGGGUUACCAUAUCUACUAUCAAGAAGUGGAUGGCACCCAAACUGGCCCCGUCUCUGAGCGUGACCCCCCGAUCCUUGACCCUACAGUGACCAGGGCCAAGCUCGCCUCCCUCAAGCCUGGUACCAAGUAUCGUAUCAUCAUCAAGGCGAGCACAGCAAUGGGUCAAGGCUCUGGAUACUUUAUUGAGAGAAUGACGAGGAGCAACGGUGCCACACCUCCUGGCAAGCCUGGCCUCAUCUGGCAGCAUGAAAGGGCCAAGCAAGGGGAGUCGGACAUCAAAGUCACCUGGAUUCCCAACACAGAGAGUAAUCCUGGAUCACACUUCUUCAUCAAGUACAGGUUGUAUGGGGAGAGCAUUGUCACCACCACCAAGCCAGAGCUCUAUGAGGACUUUAUCACGCUGAAGGGCCUGGAACUGGACAAGGUCUACCAAGUGUCUGUGGUGGCUGUGGAUGGAAUGUUUUCUACUGAGUCUGAUGUGGAAGAGAUAGAGACCCAUAGCACUGGUAUUACUUCAGGAGUAUUCAUUCGAGAGACAGACAACAUUGCUACUCGUGGCUGGUUUAUUGGCAUGAUGCUAGCCAUUGCCUUCCUCCUCCUGAUUCUCAUCAUCGUCUGCAUUGUCAAACGCAACCGUGGAGGGAAGUAUGCCGUCCAUGAACGAGAAGCAGCUCACGGCCGCACAGACUUCAAUGAGGAGCAAGGUUUUCCAGAGUUUGCACAGCCACUUGAUGGGGCUAAAAGAGAUAGUCUAGGCAGUGAUGUGAAAAACCCAAUAGAAUCAGACACAGAUUCAAUGGCUGAGUAUGGUGAUGGGGACACCGGAAGGUUCACAGAGGAUGGCUCAUUUAUUGGGCAGUACGGAAAAGCCGCGGGCAGGAGGAGGCCAGCACCCGAGGACAAGUCACCAUCAGCAGUGGCUACGUUUGUCUAGAGACCAACAUGGCCCUGUGGCCUCCAUCUAUCUUCUACCAAGGCCAUGUACCUGCCACCACCUACCUUCCAGUGGUCCCUUUUCUGGGUUUUUUAUUUUGAUAUAUCAUCGUGCCAGUUUUACAGUAGCUGGCAUAUCAUUGCUAAAAACAUUAAUUUUAUUUUAUUUAUUGUCUCAUUAUAUUUGUUUCUAUUGUGCCAGAUGAAUCUGAGGAACAGUAAAUGGGGAGUUUUGAAUUUUUGAAGAAAAAAAAAUCCUCAUCAGGAUGCCAUGCAACUAAUCAAAGUUAUUUGACAACUUUAUUCAUUAAAGCUGAAAUUGUAUAGUAAUUAUUAAUGCUGCCAGUGAAAACCAAAUUUAAAAUAUUGGCCAUGGCAAGAGCUAGAAUCUCUUAGGUGAUAUAUACUGUAUAUGAUACAAAGUUCCAUCCAUAUUAGUUUGUGUAGUGAUCAUUUACCUCAGAAGUCUCUUAAGAAUAGUCAGAUAUUCCAUGGCCUUUUAAUGUAAGGUCAUGAAGCCCAAGACAGUAGACUUUUGAGUAUCUACCUUGAAUUAUGUUAGACUUCAUUGUGUCAACGGUGAUGUUACAGAUGUAAUACAAAACAUGAUGUUUCCUUAAUGGAUGGCAAUGUCAAGUAUGGCAGUGCAGUUAACAACUUACUUAAGAUUCGUUAUCAUUCCUCAUUUGUAAAUUUAUUUUGUACUGUCACAGAAUGGGCAGAGGGACCUAGGAAGUUAUUACUCAUGCUAAGUGAAUGUCUAUUACCAUUUAGUCAUGUUAAGUGCACCAACAUUGAAUAUAUAUAUAUAUAUAUAUAUAUAUAUAUAUAUAUAUAUAUAUAUAUAUAUAUAUAUAUAUAUAUAUAUAUAUAUAUAUAUAUAUAUAUAUAUAUAUAUAUAUAUAUCACACACACACACACACACACACACACACUUUAUUUGCAUUUUUAACUGAUACUGUAGAGGAAGAUAAUUGAAAGUCUACUGUAUGUCAGAUUUAGUGUAUGUAAGGUGUUGAAUUGAUAGCUUAAAAAAAAGCAGAGUAAUGUUUUUAUGGUAACAUGUCUUUGCCAUGCUAAAAUGGUAGCCGUUCUAAUUCCUCUAUAUGUAUUAUUCAACAUUGCAGAAAAAAAGAUUAAAGUUCUAUACAGUUUGCUAAGCUUGGGUGAUUUAAAUUGGUUGAAAUUUUGCCACUUUUGUUGGGCAGAUCUCUAUAUGCUUGAAAAUAUAAAGAAAGCAACAAAAAAAGUGGAGCAUGGCACUGCAGCUCAGUGUGUUGAGAAAGGACUCUUGAAGAGCUGUGGUGGGCUGUGCCUCACCCAAAGUGGAAUACUGCAAUCCACCACCGCCACAUCAUGCGUGUGCAAUGAUAGAAUGGAAUCUCAUUUGUAUAGAAUCCCAGUGAAUGUGCCCCACAUUGUAUAGCACUAUUGCUAAUUAUAUAGCUGAUAAGAUUAUUCCUUUCAAGGAGAAGUGUAAACAUUUCUGUAUAGCCAUCAGGCAUUGCUGUAAGUGUUGCAGGUAAGAUGUAAAUGUGCCUCUUGUCAGCUUUUUGAAUCACAGUUGAGCAUUGUUAGUAUUUCUUUCUUAGUAGAAUGACAAAUGAGUAAGGUUGAUUAUAUAUUGGUGGUAUGAAUGAAAAUAUAUUUGUUAUCUUCUACUUUUUUUUAAGGUAACCGAAUAAUUACAUAUUGAGCAUUAGGCUCAUAAACUAUAUGAUUAUACUGUUGUGACAUGUGCAAAUCUAAUUUCUAAAAUGUAGAAAUUAUUUUGCAUAUUCUGUUCUGAAAUAGACUUUACAUUGAUUUGCAUAAGUCUCAAUUUCUGCACAAACUUUGGUAGCAUCUGAUAAGGGGGAAGGUAUAUGUAGUCUCAUGCUGUUCAACAACCAUACAAUUGAUCUCUGGUUUGUGCAUUAGGUGACGGAGCACUGCUCACUCUUCUGAUCUGAAGAUAGGACUUGCGUCCAAGAAAACUCCUGUGCCACAGUCAAUUUUACUUACACUGUGACAAGCACCGAGUGUCAAACUGCAAGAAACAUUGCCAACACUGUGUGAAUGUUUGUUAUUUUUAUACAGUUUUUUUCAUGUUCCAAUUAUUUUUAUUUGAUGCAAUAUCAGGAAAUAAAUAAAUAGGUUGUGAAGAGAAUGACAUAAAUGCAUAGUAAAGAUGCAUUAGAAGUGUUAGAUAAUACCCAUUUAAACUUGAGAAAGUGCCUAUUUUUCAGUAUUUAUAGCCCAAAAGAGAUAUUUAAGUAAUAUUUUAUCAAAAUCCAUUUUUUAAGUUUGGCUUACACAGUACAUCACUGCACUAUACAUUUAAGAAGACUGACUUUUUAAAGAAUCCUUUAAUUUUUUUUCUGAGUAUAGUAGUAUUUUCUGAGGACCUGACCUGAUCUGUAAAGUUUCAAUUUGUUCAGUGAUGGUGUGAAAGUGAAAAAGAUGCCUUUUUUCAUGUGAGGCACUUAUCAAAAACUAGUAAUGGACAUUUUUACCAUUUCAAAAAACUCUGCGAGCAAGAAAUUUGUCCUUAGUGUUUCUUCCUGCAUAAUUUUCCUGGUCAAUCUGUGUCUUUGAAACAUAAAAUAUCAUGUGAAUAUUAAGGGAUGAAAGGGUAUGUGGCUAAUGAACCUCUUGCUCAUGAAAUGUGAAUAGUAAAAUGAAGCAUUCAACACUUUUUGAUCAAGUACCUCACACAUACACACCCACACAUAUAUAUAUAUUAUAUAUAUAUAUAUAUAUAUAUAUAUAUAUAUAUAUAUAUAUAUAUAUAUAUAUAUAUAUAUAUAUAUAUAUAUAUAUAUAUAUAUAUAUAUAUAUCAACACCUUGAAAAAAACACCCACUUAUGAAUGUACCUAUGUUGUCAUCUGAACUGUUUAUAUAUGGAUUUGAGAAUCUCAUAAUCUAAGAGUUUUCAUAUGGAGGGGUAAAGUGAUGGUUUUAAGUUAUAUAAUAGUUGUUGAACUGAGUUCAAAUUAUUCAUAUAUUAGCAACAUUUAUAUACUAUGUGAGCCACAGCUGAAAUCCUGCAGAUUAUUGUACAUCACUUUUCCUUUACAGUAUUUACAAUGUAUGCUGUAUUUAGGAUGGUCCUACAUUCUUAUCAUCUACCUUGCUGAUAUGUAAAGCUUGUGAAUGGAAGUAACAGAAAAAAAAUAAAAACUUGUAAAAAUGAA